This is a messenger RNA of Myotis daubentonii (Daubenton's bat), 2957 nucleotides long. Its product is annotated as zinc finger X-chromosomal protein-like. Gene Ontology annotation, molecular function: metal ion binding; DNA-binding transcription activator activity, RNA polymerase II-specific; RNA polymerase II cis-regulatory region sequence-specific DNA binding. Gene Ontology annotation, biological process: regulation of transcription by RNA polymerase II. Gene Ontology annotation, cellular component: nucleus. The record is from RefSeq and is a predicted model, not a curated record. Lineage: Eukaryota; Metazoa; Chordata; Mammalia; Chiroptera; Vespertilionidae.
AUGGAUGAAGAUGAAAUUGAAUUGCUGCCAGAACUAAAUUCACUUUUUGAUGAAAUAGGAAUUGAUGCUACAGACAUGGAUGAUGAUCAAAUUGUUUUGGAAGUUCAAGAAACUCCUUUUGCUUCAGAUGUUGUGGAUUCAGAUUUAGCUGUACAUAACUUCGUUCCUGAUGACCCAGACCCAAUUGUAAUUCAAGAUGUUAUUGAGGAUGUUGAUAUUGAGGAUGUUCCAUGCUCAGAUAUCUUAGAAGAAGCAGAUAUAUCUGAAAAUAUCAUCAUUCCUGAGGAAGUGCUUUAUUCAGAUGUAACCGAAGAAAUUUCUUUAGCACAUUACACAGUCCCAGACGAUGUUUUAGCUUUCGACAUUACUUCAGCCCCAAUGUCUAUGCCAGAACACUUUUUGGCAAGUGAAUCUAUACAGAUGUCUGACUUUGGAUAUAUUGAACACGUUGUUCAUGAUAGUGUAGUAGAAACAGAAAUCGCGACUGAUUUUCUGACAACUGAUGUAGUUUCAGAAGAAGUAUUGGUAGCAGAUUGUGCUUCUGAAGCAGUCAUAGAUGCCAACGAGAUCCCUGUGGACCAGCACCAUGGUGAUAAAAGCAACCAUGAGGACUUCCUUAUGAUUUCCUUAGAUGAUACUGGCAAAAUAGAACAGAAUGUUUCCUCUGGAAUGGCCAUGGACACAGAGUCAGAAAUCAGUUCUUUGCAAGUGGAUGGCACGAGUCCUGAAGUCAUCCAAGUGUACAUUUUAAAAACUGACCUGGGAGAGGAUGACUUAGGUGGCACCGUGGACAUCGUGGAAAGUGAACCGGAGAAUGAUCCUGGGGAACUACUUGACCACAAUAGCAGUAUUAGUGUGCCAAGGGAAAAUAUGGUUUAUAUGCCUGUCAGUGACUCUAAGCAAGAAGAUGAAGAUUUAAAUGUUGCAGAAAUUACUGAUGAAGUUUGUAUGGAAGUGAUUGUAGGAGAGGAUGCUGCUGUUGCUGGUGCUUCUGUUCAUGAACAGCAAAUUGAUGACAAUGAAAUAAAAACUUCCAUGCCUGUAGCAUGGCCAGCAGCUUAUGAUGGUAAUUCUGACGGAAUUGAAAAUCAGAAUGUCACUGCAAGUGCCCAACUGCAAAUAGAUGAGUCUGCUGGACUCGGCAGACUGGCUAAACAAAAAUCAAAGAAAAAGAGAAGACCUGGUUCCAAGCGGUACCAAACAGCAAUUAUAAGUGGCCCUGAUGGACAUCCCAUAACUGUCUAUCCUUGCAUGAUUUGUGAGAAAAAAUAUAAGUCCAAAGGUUUUUUGAAAAGACACCUGAAAACCCAUCCUGAAUACCUUGCCAAAAAGAAGUACCACUGUACUGACUGUGAUUACACUACCAAUAAGAAGGUACAUUUACACAACCACCUGGAAAGCCACAAGCUGACCAAUAAGACAGAGGCCAUUGAAUGCGAUGAAUGUGGGAAGCAUUUCUCUCAUUCUGGGGAUUUGUUUACUCACAAAAUGGUGCAUAAGGAAAAAGGAACCAACAAAGUGUACAAGUGUAAAUUUUGUGAAUAUGAAACCACUGAACAAAGGUUAUUGAACCGCCAUCUUCGGGCAGUUCACAGCAAGAAUUUUCCUUAUAUUUGUGUGGAGUGCUGUAAAGGUUUUCAUCACUCUUCAGAACUCAAAAAGCACAUGCGAAUCCAUACUGGGGAGAAGCCGUAUCAAUGUCAAUACUGUGAAUAUAGGUCUGCAGACUCUUCUAACUUGAAAACGCAUAUAAAAACUAAGCAUGGUAAAGAGACACCAUUCAAGUGUGACAUUUGUCUUCUGAAUUUCUCAGAUAUCAAAGAGGUGCAGCAACAUGCUCUUAUUCAUCAAGAAAAGAAAACACAUCAGUGUUUGUAUUGCGAACACAAGAGUUCGAGCUCAAGUGAUUUGAAACGACAUACAAUUUCAAUUCACACGAAGAACUACCCCCAUAAGUGUGAUAUGUGUGAUAAAGGCUUCCAUAGGCCUUCAGAACUAAAGAAACAUGUGGCUGCUCACAAGGGCGAAAAAAUGCACCAGUGUAGACAUUGUGACUUUAAGAUUGCAGAUACAUUUCUUCUAAGUCGCCAUAUUCUCUCCGUUCAUAUAAAAGAUCUUCCAUUUAGGUGUAAGAGAUGUAGAAAGGGAUUUAGGCAACAGAGUGAGCUUAAAACGCAUAUGGAGACACACAGUAGCAGGAAGGUGUAUCAGUGUGAGCACUGUGAAUAUAACACUACAGAUGCCUCAGGCUUUAAACGACAUGUUAUUUCCAUUCAUACGAAAGACUACCCUCACCGUUGUGAGUACUGCCAGAAAGGGUUCCGGAGACCCUCGGAAAAGAACCAGCACAUAAUGCGGCAUCAUAAAGAACUGGGUCUGCCCUAACAAUACUUGUACAGAUGUUUAUGAAGAUGCUGGCCUUGAAGCAGAAAAUUGAUUUUAAAGCCCAUCAGUGUCAUUCACAUAUAGAACUGUACAAUGGUUUAUGGUAUGUACAAAUAGAAUAUUGCUUCUAAUUGACUUCUUUUUACAUUUAGUACCAUAGGGUGUUCUAUAUCCUAUUUGUUUAAUGAGAGAAAAGUAGCAACAAUCAAGUUGCUUUUAUUUAAAUAAUCCUUGGUUCUAUUUUUAAGUCUUAGAAUUCUUAUUAUUUAUUUAACUAUUUACUUUAUUCACUUUGAUGGUAGUCUCGUAAGACUGCUUAAAUACAAGAAUGCAUAAAAUUGGUAACUCUAAAAAUGGUCAUUUUGACUUAUUUUCCCAUGAGUUUUUUUUUUUUUUUAUAUUACAUAGAAACAUCUGCCAAUAUGAAUGGGAGAUACUACUGUUAGGUCUAAUUGUCAUAUGAAAGUAAUUUCCUUGUCUUAGUAUUUUUCAGACCACAUGGCAAUGAAACUUUUUUAUGAUAACUUUAGUAGGUUUGUACUUAAUUUUCAUUUGGUUGAGAAGACAAAAUA